Bursaphelenchus okinawaensis is the source of this 2274-nucleotide messenger RNA. The record is from the annotation of a GenBank genome assembly. NCBI's taxonomy places the organism in Eukaryota, Metazoa, Nematoda, Chromadorea, Rhabditida, Aphelenchoididae.
AUGAUUGAGCCUACUACUGCUCAAUCUAGAGGGAAGACGGCUUCUAAUAAUGAAGCUAGUGAAGAACGUACUAAAACUUCAAGCAGUAACCGACCUAAAACUAAACAGAGCAAUGGUGACUCUGCUGAAAAUGGCAAUAAUGAAAAAACUAAAACUACUAAAAGUGCCGGAAGAAAAAAAGGUAAGAAUUUCUUUUUUAAAAUUUAAAAAAACUUUUAAAAUUGUUGUUUUAUUGUCAUAUUCUUGUAGAUGCAGAUGAAGGGACAGACAAGAAGAAUGAAAAUAGAAACUCUAAAAGUGAAUCAACAGAAGCUGCUAAACCCGUAGCUGAUGAUGCUGCAACUGACAAUAACGGUAAAGAACAACCAUCAAAAGAAGGUGAUGGUAAAAUGCAGAAGCUAAGAGAUCGUGUUAAUGAUGGCAAGAAAAUUGAAGCUCAUACUGGAUUGAAGAAGAAUAGAGAUAACGAAGAACACGAAUUGGUUAUUGACAAAACUAAAUGCCGUUUUUACUUGUUUGGAUGCGAUUUAGAGGUAGGAAAACGCUUUCUGGUACUAUAUGUUCUAUAAAGUGUUUAGGCUUAAUAAUGUUUAGGCUUAGCAAGUAUAGAAGUUUAGACUAAACAGGCCAAAACUUUUAGGCUCAACAGGCAAAUUUGUUUAGGCGUACCAGAUGUAAAAGUUUAGGCUUAGCAGGCAAAGAAAUUUGGCUUAGCAGACGUAGGCCCUUAGGCUAAGAAACCAAUAACUUUUAGGCUGAGCAAGCGGCAGAAAGUUUUAGCUUAGUAACCAUAGGCUUAGAAAGCUUUAACUUAAAUACCUUAGGCUUAGAAAACUAAGGCUUAGAAGGCUUAAGCUUAGAAAGAUUAGGCUUAGAAGGCUUAGGCUGAGGAGGUUUAGGCUUAGAAGACUUAGGCUGAGAAGGUUUAGGCUUAGAAGACUUAGGCUUAGAAAGCUUAGGCUUAGAAGGCUUAGGCUGAGAAGGUUUAGGCUUACAAGACUUAGGCUUAGAGAUAAUAUUUGCACUUUGCUUUAAAUUUACUUUCUCUAGGGCAACGACCACGAAUCCAAGCGGCCAGUAAAACACCUGACAAGCCUAAACGACUCUGUUAUCGACCGUUUUCGUCUCAUAAAUAAAGUUCUCGACGAUGAUGACAAAAUCAGUAAAAUGUACACAGCUCAGAAGAUAUCGACCAAUAGUAUUUUGUGUCGUGAAAGUGUUCAGCUGGUCUGGCCAAUCUACAACAUGAAAGAAGUUCUGGCAAAAGCAAAGGAUAAAAGUGGAGAAGUCUUGGUUUCUGAGAUCUUUAAGAGCGAAUGCUUUGGGUACAAUAUGAGAGCUAUUUUGAUGCUUUAUGGGAGGGAUCAUGGUAAGUUGCACUUGAUUUUUAUUGCAUUUUAAGACUAAAAUUGAUUAUUAUACCUAAAACUUAUUUUUAAACUCAAGACUCAUUUUUAAGCCUAAACUAAUAUUUUCAAACCUAAACUUUUUUUGGGUUUAAAGUGUUCUAUGCCUAAGUUUUCUAAGCCUAAGCUUUCUAAGCCUAAACCAUCUAAGCUUAAGCCUUCUAAGCCUAAGCCUUUUAGGCCUAAACCUUCUAAGCUUAAGCCUUCUAAGCCUAAGCCUUUUAAGCCUAAACCUUUUAACUCUAAGUUUUCUAAGGUUUAACGUUUUCAGCCUAAGCCUUCUGAGCUUAAUGCUUCUAAACCUAAGCCUUCUGAAAGUUUUCUAAGCUCAAGCCUUUUAAACUUAAGUUGUGUGAGUCUUCUAAAACUAAGCUUCCUAAACCUAAUCCUUCAAGGUUUAUGAGGUCUAAGCUGUAACUUUGUAAGUCUAAGCCUUUAAUGUCUAAAUUUUGUGAGCUUAAGUUUUCUAAGCCUAACUUUUUUAAUUUAAUUCUUCUAAACCUAAGCCCCAAUAGGUUAAAUUUAUGAUUACAAUUGUAAAAUUUUUUUUUCAGCCGAAGGUAAAUUUGUGAGUUUCUAUGUCCAACUGAUUCCCGGCCCCUACGACCCUAUAUUGAAAUGGCCCUUCCAAGAGACCAUAACCCUAAUUCUGUAUGAUCGAAAUGAAGUAGCGACUAAUCGGAUGGACUAUCGUUUCGAACUGAAUCCGGCUAACGAAGUUGUGGAUGACACUUAUGUUGGCCGACCAUCAGCUGAGAAGCCGAACGGUUGGCUGGGAACGGACAACUUUGUUGACAUUGACAAUAUCAUAAAGGAAGGCGAUUAUGUGGUUGAUGAUACGGCUUACUUUGGCGUGUGCAUUGGAUGA